CUAGCCGUUGCUGGACCAGUUGUGGCUUGUGACGGCGCUCUCCUGCUCUCCGAGCGACCGGUCAUGGCGGGGAGUGGGAAGAGGAGGCGCGCGACGGUGCUCGACGACGACGAGCGGCGGGGCCGGCGGAGGCUGGAGGAGGCGGCCCUGCUCCUCCACAAGAUCAAAGGGCUGGUGGGCUGGGUGGUCGCGGAGAUCAGCGCCGGCCGAUCCCCUUCCCUGGCGCUCCACCGCUACCAGAACUACUGCGCCUGCGCCUCCGCCGCCGCCGCGGCGUCCCCGUCCACAUGCGCCUGCAGCUACGACGCCCCCGUCGGCACGGACGUCCUCUCCCUCCUCCGCAAGGAAUUCCACGCCUCCCGCCUCAAUGUGCUUCUCAGGGUCCUGCUCGUGGUGCAGCAGCUCCUGCAGGAGAAUAAGCACUGCUCCAAGAGGGACAUCUACUACAUGUACCCCUCCAUGUUCGUAGAACAAGCGAUUGUUGAUCGUGCGAUCAACGAUAUCUGCAUACUCUUCAAGUGCAGCCGGCAUAAUCUCAACGUGGUUCCUGUGGCAAAAGGUUUGGUGAUGGGCUGGAUAAGAUUUGUGGAGGGUGAAAAGAAAGUGUACUGCAUAACAAACGUCAAUACUGCUUUCCCCAUUCCAGUUAGCAUUGAAGCAAUCAAAGAUGUUGUUAGUGUUGCUCACUACAUCCUUGUUGUUGAGAAGGAGGCAGUAUUCCAGCGUUUGGCCAAUGACAAGUUCUGCGAAAAGAAUCGCUGCAUUGUUAUUACAGGAAGAGGCUACCCAGAUAUUCCAACAAGAAGAUUCUUGCGCUACCUUGUCGAACAGCUGCACUUGCCUGCUUAUUGCUUAGUGGAUUCAGAUCCGUAUGGUUUUGAUAUUCUGGCCACCUAUAAAUUUGGUUCCAUGCAAUUGGCAUAUGAUGCAAAUAUUCUGCGUGUGCCUGAGAUACGAUGGCUUGGGGUCUUCACAUCUGACUUUGAGGAGUAUUGUCUUCCAGACUGCUGUCAACUUCAAUUGUCAUCUGAAGAUAGGAGGAAGCUUGAAGGAAUUCUCACCAGAUGUUACUUGCACAAGGAAGCCCCAGAAUGGAGGUUGAAGUUGGAAGCCAUGCUGGAAAUGGGUGUCAAGUUUGAGAUUGAAGCAUUGUCAGCAAGUUCCAUUUCGUUUCUGUCGCAGGAGUACAUCCCCCAACAGAUCAGACUAGGGAGGUACAUAUAGGAUUGCAUAGACCUGUAUCUAUGCAGAAUUGUGCUAGGCUAAGUGUCUCCUUUUGUUUUGGUCACACCACUUGUAGUUGCUUGUCUGAUCAAACAAUCACCUUGGUAUUCACAACAAGAAUUUGACUGCAAUUGGUGUAUACCGUCAGUUACUGCAUUGCUACUCAUAAUGCUUCUUGUUGUGCAUAGAUUAGUUUGGGUUUAUUA
Messenger RNA from Triticum dicoccoides, 1430 nucleotides. Its product is annotated as meiotic recombination protein SPO11-1-like. Bases 64 to 1224 code for a protein of 386 amino acids. The record is from RefSeq and is a predicted model, not a curated record. The transcript is spliced from 15 exons. NCBI's taxonomy places the organism in Eukaryota, Viridiplantae, Streptophyta, Magnoliopsida, Poales, Poaceae. Gene Ontology annotation, molecular function: ATP binding; DNA topoisomerase type II (double strand cut, ATP-hydrolyzing) activity; DNA binding. Gene Ontology annotation, biological process: reciprocal meiotic recombination; meiotic DNA double-strand break processing; meiotic DNA double-strand break formation. Gene Ontology annotation, cellular component: nuclear chromosome.